UCAGUUUGUCUGAUAUCUAUGAUGUAUUCUGUUCGUGCCUUUAUUAAUACGUGUUGGUUUUUAUAAGUAUAAGCAUAAGCUUCGAAGGAAGAAUGAAAUAAGAUUUGUACAAAUUAAUAAUUUUUUCGAAUAUCAAACAAUACAAUAUAAAUAUUAAACUUCGAUAAAAGAAGUACUGUGUGAAUACAUUAUGAAGAUAAUUUUGGUUUGGUAAAAAAUAUUAAACAAUAUGGACCAAUCCUACAAUGCAUACUCUUCUUGGUUAUGUCGAUCACAGACAGAGAAUAAAUCGCAAAGAGAUUUGACGUGGCCUCAGCUUAGCUUUCAAAAUCAAAUGAAACAUACUGCACAGAAAAAUGAACAACAUUGCAGAUAUCGUAGUGAUGCGAGUAUAUCAACAGAGAUAUUUACUCAAGUAAGUUUAAAUGAGUCAGAAUAUCCUGAACUUGGUCAGAAAAAUGUAAAGAUUAAGAGUUUGCCAGAUCUUUUUGUUUCUCAUCAUGAAUCUGUUAUCACAGAAACUGUGAUACCCUAUGUUACAAAAAAAGCAAAACAUCAAAAAUUGUUAGGAUUACAUAAGCAUAGAAGAUCGGAGAAGUUAUUUCUUGACUUAAGUAAAGCUUUGGAAAAUGCAGAAUGUUUCAUAAAUAGGAAUAGAAAAAAAUCUAGAAAACUAAAGUUCGACGUUUACAAAAUAAAUUCAAGUGGAGCUAACACAAAUAAAUCAAAUGAAAAGGGUUUCCAAAUAAGAAAAAAUAAAUUGUACAAUAUAAAAUUUAAAAAACCAUCAAGAUUAAAGAGAACAAUUAUACUAGAACGCUGGAAUAAUAUGAAAAUGAAAUAUCAAGAUGAGAUCAACACCAGAAAGAUAAAAGAAAACGUUAUAAAUGUGAAUAGUAUUAAUUUGAAUACCUUAAAGAUCAAAUCAGAUCCGGAAGUGGAUGUAGAUUAUGUAAAACUUAUGUCAACAUUGACAGUUUAUGAUAGAGAUUACAGAAACACUAUAGUGGAAAACAUUUCUGAAGAUUCUGUACAAUUUCGGCCGGACUUAACUCAGAAAUUAGAUGAGUUAAAGAUUUCGGAUGUGAAAGAUAAGAAUAUUUCCACUGCUCCUUAUAGAAAUGCGUUUAACAAUACUAAUGAUUUAAACGUUUUGCAACGUAAUUUGUCUCUUACUGACGAGGAUAAUGUAGAUAUUAAACCAAAUAUUAAUAAUUUGUUAGAUGUAAAAUAUUCCAAAAAUGUUAGAGAAUAUUGUAAUAAUUUAAUAACUUUUUCUCUUAACGAAUCCUUGGAAAAAUUUUUGUCUGAAAUUCGAAGGCUUCAAACAAAACUUUACAAUAGAGAUCAAAAUAAGGGCAAGUAUAAACGUCGUUAUUACUCGGGCUUAAAGGAGGUUCAAAAACACGUUCUAUUAAAAAAAGUGCAAUUUGUUGUGAUAGCACCGGAUAUUGAAAAGAUUUUAUCUGCAGGUGGUUUGAACGAAGAAAUUGACAAAUUAUUGGAAAAUUGCAAAACGCAUGAGACAGUUUUUUGCUUUGGUCUCCGUAGGCGGAAGCUAGGAUAUUAUGCUCAUGGUAAUGGACUCGUAAGUUGUAUAGGCAUAUCUAAUUAUGCUAAUGCCGAGCAAUUCUUUUGGAACGUUCUCGUCGAGGUAAUAAUUGCGCGGAACAUGUUUGAAGAAUUGCGAGGAAGAUCAGAGAAAAUAAUUGACAUAUCGAAAAUAAUUCAGGAAAAUGGUCUCUUAACAGAAAACAUUGGAGUUCUACUCAAGAGUUUAGCGUCAAUUAAAUAAAGUAACAAUCUUGAAAAAUCCUCGUAUAUUGAAAAUCAGAGAAACUAAUAUUAAAUUUGCAUCUACUUAAUUCUAGUAAUUCUCAGGAUAGAGAAGUAUUCAUAAGAUAAAACAGUUCAGUAGCGAACUGUAUCUAUGUAACCUUGAGGCGAUGAACAUCUAGGGCAUGUCCUGAUUCAACUCAAAUAUGAAAAAGAGGAUGUUGGAUUUGAUAAAUGAAGUUUACAAUUGUAACAGUAGACGUGGGAUUACUUGAAGCUAUUUUUUAUAUAAUAUAUCGAUAAUAAAUUCAUAGUGACGAAAAUC
Vespa mandarinia (Asian giant hornet) is the source of this 2101-nucleotide messenger RNA. RefSeq lists its product as uncharacterized. Gene Ontology annotation, cellular component: mitochondrion; ribonucleoprotein complex. The record is from RefSeq and is a predicted model, not a curated record. Gene Ontology annotation, molecular function: ribonucleoprotein complex binding; selenocysteine insertion sequence binding; mRNA 3'-UTR binding. NCBI's taxonomy places the organism in Eukaryota, Metazoa, Arthropoda, Insecta, Hymenoptera, Vespidae.